UUUCUUGGUUUUAGCUCUUCGCUGUGCUAUUGCUCUUCCCUUGGUUUUAGAUGCUGUGGCCAGUCAGACCCAGAUACCUUUCGCUUACGCCUCCGCCACGCAGACACUACGGAUUAACGCUCGCGCGCUUAUUCCUCCUUUGCACGUUUCUUCUCGUAACCCAGUCGCCUACUUUCUCAACCGUCACCUCUCACGUUCUCGCGACAGCCAUGAGUACCGCCGGCACAGACGGCGCGAUAGCGGACGGCGCGUCGCCCGCGAUCGACGCGGUGAAGAACACGACAUCUUUAAUGUGCCGAAGCGAGAACCACGGAACCACCACGUGCGCGUCGAACUACGUGGUGUACUCGAGCGAGGCGAGCGGGUACCUGGCGGAUUUGAUCGCGCAGCACCUGAGCCUCGAACGCGGGGCGGUCAUCCGGAAACAGUUCAAAGGAGGCGAAAAGUACCUGCGAGUGCUCAUGGACGAGAACUACCAGCUGGUGGGGCAGGACGUUAUCUUUGUAGCGGCCACCCACACGGACGAUGAUCUCUUGGAGUUGGUGCGUCUGGGGUGCGCCUUCGCUGCUUACGGCAGCCGGCGCCGCAUCUUCGUCAUCCCGUUCCUCGGCUACAGCACAAUGGAGCGGCAGGUGUUACCGGGGGAGGUGAUAACCUCCAAGGUGAAUGCGCGCAUCCUGAGCAGCAUCCCCAACAGCAAGCUGGGCAACAUCUUCCUCUUCAUGGACCUGCACGUGCAGUCGCUGCUGCAGUACCUUGAAGGGCCCUGUACCCGCAUGGAGCUGUACGCAGAGCAGGCGCUGCUGGAGGGCAUCAAGGCGCAUCUGGACCUAUCGCAGCCAUUCAUGUUCGCCUCGGCUGAUCUCGGCCGUCCACUGUGGGUGGAGAGCUUUGCCCGCAAGUUCAACGUGGAUGUGGCGUUUGUGAGGAAGUCCAGACACAUGCAGGAGACGUCGGUGCUGGGAGUGGUGGGCGAGGUUACAGGCAAGCAUGUGAUCAUAUACGACGACAUGACACGCACCGGAGGCACACUGGUGAAGGCAGCAGAUGCAUACAUGGCUAAAGGGGCCAGUCAAGUCAGUGCGGUUCUCAGUCACUUCGCCCUGGCGUCAGAGGAGGUGAUCCGCAUGCUAGAAGAGAGCUGCAUCAGUGUCAUCAUCUCCACUAACAGCCACCCCAUGAGCAUGCAUCCAUCUGUCACUGGGGCGAAGCCCAGCAAGUUUCGCAUUUUGGAUGUGUCCCCUAUCUUUGGCGAGGCGAUUAUGAAGCUUAUGCACGAAUAGAGAUUGCAGGUGCUUACAUGUAUGGAUGUGGAUGUGUAGUGAGCAAACACGGGGUAUCGUAUGUAGUUGGUCAGGCCUUAGGAGUCAAAGUGUUGGGCUUUUAAUGCAUAAUUCAAAGGUAGAGGAAAUUUCUAGAGAGCCCAGCCCACCA
Messenger RNA from Closterium sp. NIES-67, 1434 nucleotides. Lineage: Eukaryota; Viridiplantae; Streptophyta; Zygnematophyceae; Desmidiales; Closteriaceae. The record is from the annotation of a GenBank genome assembly.